UCUGACUGCACCGGAGGACCUGCCGAGGGACGCGAUGGCGAGACAGUACCACCUGUACGCUAAGUUCACCCGGGUCUGGAUCCCCGACCCCGAGGAUGUGUGGAAGGCUGCGGAGAUCACCAGAGACUACAAGGAGGGAGACCCGGUCCUUCACCUCAAGCUGGAGGAUGAAACGCCUCUGGAGUAUCCCGUGGGUCCAAAGAGUAACCCUCUACCUUUCCUGCGUAACCCCGACAUCCUGGUGGGGGAGAAUGACCUCACCGCUCUCAGUUACCUGCACGAGCCCGCCGUCCUGCACAACCUCAAAGUCCGCUUCCUGGAGUCCAACCACAUCUACACGUACUGCGGGAUCGUGCUGGUGGCCAUCAACCCGUACGAGCAGCUGCAGAUCUACGGAGAGGAGGUGAUCACGGCCUACAGCGGGCAGAACAUGGGCGACAUGGACCCGCACAUCUUUGCUGUGGCUGAGGAGGCGUACAAGCAGAUGGCCAGAGACGAGAGGAAUCAGUCCAUCAUAGUGAGCGGAGAGUCCGGAGCGGGGAAGACGGUCUCUGCCAAGUACGCCAUGCGGUUCUUCGCCACGGUGGGAGGCUCGUCCAACGACACCACCGUGGAGGAGAAGGUGCUGGCCUCCAGCCCCAUCAUGGAGGCGAUCGGAAACGCAAAAACCACUCGUAAUGACAACAGCAGCCGGUUUGGAAAGUACAUCCAGAUCGGUUUCAGCCGGCGGUACAACAUCAUCGGCGCCAACAUGCGGACGUACCUGCUGGAGAAGUCCCGGGUGGUUUUCCAGGCCGAAGACGAGAGGAACUACCACAUAUUCUACCAGCUGUGUGCCUCGGCCAGCCUACCGGAGUUCAAGGAGCUCGGCCUCACCAGCGCCGAGGACUUCCACUUCACGUCUUUAGGGGAGAACAUCUUCAUCGAGGGAGUGAACGACGCCGAAGACUUUAAAAAGACCAGGGAGGCGUUCGCGCUGCUGGGUAUCAAGGACAGCAGUCAGAGCAGCAUUUUCAAAGUCAUCGCCGCCAUCCUCCACCUGGGCAACAUCGUGAUCUCCUCGGAGCGAGACGGAGAGUCCUGUCACAUCUCGGGCGACGACCUCCACCUGAAGCACUUCUGCCGGCUGCUGGGCGUGGAGCUGCAGCAGAUGCAGCACUGGCUCUGCCACAGGAAGCUGGCCACCACGUCCGAGACCUACGUGAAGAGCAUGUCCAGCAAGCAGGCCAACAACGCCCGCGACGCGCUCGCCAAGCACAUCUACGCUCGCAUGUUCGACUGGAUCGUGGAGCACAUCAACAAGGCCCUGCACACCUCCUCCAAGCAGCACUCCUUCAUCGGAGUCCUGGACAUCUACGGCUUCGAGACGUUCGAGGUGAACAGCUUCGAGCAGUUCUGCAUCAACUACGCCAACGAGAAGCUUCAGCAGCAGUUUAACUCUCACGUGUUUAAGUUGGAGCAGGAGGAGUACAUGAAGGAGCAGAUCCCCUGGACUCUGAUAGACUUCUACGAUAACCAGUCCUGCAUAGACCUGAUCGAGGCUCGACUCGGCAUCCUGGACCUGCUGGACGAAGAGUGUAAAGUGCCAAAGGGGACGGAUCAGAACUGGGCUCAGAAGCUCUACAAGCAGAACUCCGGCAGCGCCCACUUUCAGAAACCCCGUAUGUCCAACACGUCCUUCAUCAUCGUGCACUUUGCUGAUAAGGUGGAAUAUCAGUGUGAAGGCUUUCUGGAGAAGAACAGAGACACCAUCUACGAGGAGCAGAUCAACAUCCUGAAGGCCAGUCAGUUCCAGCUGGUAGCAGACCUGUUCCAAGAGAAAGACGACGUCGUCCCCGCCAAGUCCUCCAGAGUGAACGUCCGCUCAGCCAAGACGGUUCCCAAAGCGCCCAACAAAGAGCACAGGAAGACCGUGGGCCUCCAGUUCCGCAGCUCUCUCACUCUUCUCAUGGAGACUCUGAACGCUACGACUCCUCACUACGUCCGCUGCAUCAAACCCAACGAUGACAAGGAGCCCUUCUCGUUCGACUCCAAGCGAGCGGUGCAGCAGCUCCGAGCCUGCGGAGUCCUGGAGACGAUCCGGAUCAGCGCAGCCGGGUAUCCGUCCAGGUGGACGUACCCGGACUUCUUCAGCAGGUACCGAGUGCUGCUGAAGAAGUCUCAAAUGAUGUCUGCAGACAAGAAGCUGGUGUGUAAGAACCUGCUGGAGACGCUGAUUAAGGAGCCGGACAUGUUCCAGUUCGGUAAGACAAAGAUCUUCUUCCGGGCCGGGCAGGUAGCGUACCUGGAGAAGCUCCGGGCGGAUAAGUUCCGCUCGGCCUGCAUCAAGAUCCAGAAGACGGUGCGAGGCUGGCUGCAGAGAGUUCGAUACCGCAAGAUCCGGAAGUCUGCCAUCGCUCUGCAGAGAUACGGCCGAGGGUACCUGGCCCGCAGAUAUGCAGACUUCCUGCGUCUGACUCGAGCCGCCGUCAUCUCUCAGAAGCAGUACCGCAUGGUGAGAGAGCGGCGGGCCUACCUGAGGGUGAGACAGGCCGUGGUCACCAUCCAGGCCUUCGCCAGAGGGAUGUUCACCCGCAGGAUUUACUACGAGUUCCUGCUGCACCACAAGGCCAUGAUCAUCCAGAAGAGCGUCCGCGGCUGGCUGCAGAGGAAGAAGUUCAGGCGGGCGCGCGACGCCGCCGUCACCAUCCAGUGUGCGUUCAGACGCACGCGAGCCAAGCGGCAGCUGCAGCAGCUGAAGAUCGAAGCUCGCUCUGCAGAGCACCUGAAGAAGCUCAACACCGGCAUGGAGAACAAGAUCGUCCAGCUGCAGAGGAAGAUGGACGACCAGUCCAAAGAGUACAGGACUCAGAACGAGCAGCUGGUUCUGGUGAACACCAGUCUGGGCGCGGAGGUGAACAAGCUGCAGAAGCAGCUGGAGCAGGUCCGGAGUCAGCAGGGCGAAGGAGGCCAGCUGACGUCUCUGCAGGAGGAGCUGGAGAGGCUGAGGGAGGAGCUGCAGGAGGCGUCGGCCCAGAGGAAGAAGCUGGAGGAGGAGCACAGCAACGAGAAACUGGGGCUGCAGCAGAGGGUGGAGGAGCUGGAGAGGGAGAACACUCUGCUGAAGAGCGAGAAGGAGGAGAUGAACCGGAGGAUCCUGCAGCAAUCAAAGAGCAUCGAAGAGGACGACAGCAGUCUGGCUCAGAGGGAGUCGUCUCUGCAGGCUGAGCUGGACCAGGAGAGGCAGCGCUACCAGAACCUGCUCAAAGAGUUCUCCAGGCUGGAGCAGAGAUACGAAAACCUGAAGGAGGAGGUGUCCCUGGCCAAGUUCCACCCCGGCCACCGGAGGAACCCGUCCAAUCAGAGCAGCCUGGAGUCGGACUCCAACUACCCGUCCGUCUCCACCUCGGAGGUCGGAGACACCGAGGACGCCGUCCAGCUGGUGGAGGAGCUGGGCGUGGAGAAGGCCGCCAUGGACAUCAGUCUGUUCAUGAAGCUGCAGAAGAGAGUCCGGGAGCUGGAGCUGGAGAGGAAGAGGCUGCAGGUCAGCGUGGACAAGAUGGAGGAGCUGGCCCGGAGCAAGGGCUCCGAGGCCAAGAGUCCCGCCUCUGAGCAGGAGACCGCAGACCUGGCCUACAACAACCUCAAGAGGCAGGAGCUGGAGUCGGAGAACAAGAAACUGAAGAACGACCUGAACGAGCUGAGGAAGGCCGUCUCUGAGCGAGCGUCUCAGAACAACUCGUCCAGCGAGCUGCAGGGCAGCUACAACCUGCUGCUGAGCCAGCUGAAGGCGGCCAACGAGGAGCUGGACGCCCGCAAGGAGGAAGUCCUCAUCCUGAGGACUCAGAUCGUCAGCACGGCCCAGCUGAUGGAGAGGAACGAGCACAUCCAGGAAAGUAAUAACGUCCCUGAGCUGAACAGCAAAGAGCCCGUGGACAAAGAGGAGGCGCUCAGAGCCUAUCAUGGGCUGUGCGAGUCCAAAAAGCUGCUGGAGGCCCAGCUGCAGUCUCAGUCCCGGCAACACAAAGACGAGCUGGAGGCUCUUCACACUCAGAUCGAGCUGCUGAAAGACGACAUCCUGAAGAAGCAGGAGAUCCUGAACUACACCUCGUCCCUGUCCCCUGAGGCUCAGGUGGAGUACAGCAUCCAGCAGGAGAUCACACGGCUCACCAACGACAACCUGGACCUCAAGGAGCUGGUGGAGAAGCUGGAGAAGAACGAGAGGAAGCUGAAGAAGCAGCUCAGGAUCUACAUGAAGAAGGUCCAGGAGUUAGAAGUUUCUCAGGCGGACGCAGCUCAGACCAACAGGCCCAGACCUGAACUGUGCCGCCAGGUGACCGUCCAGAGGAAAGAGAAGGACUUUGAGGGGAUGCUGGAGUACUACAAGGAGGACGAGGCCCGGCUGCUCAAAACUCUGAUCACCGACAUCAGGCCCAGCACGGUGUCGGCCACAGUCCCCUGUCUGCCUGCAUACAUUCUCUUCAUGUGCAUCCGCCACGCCGACUACGUCAACGACGACCAGAAGGUGGAGUCUCUGCUCACCUCCACCAUCAACGGCAUCAAGAAGGUCCUCAAGAAAAACGAGGACUUUGAGACGACGUCGUUCUGGCUCGCCAACACCAGCCGCCUCCUCCACUGCCUGAAGCAGUACAGCGGCGACGAGGUGUUCAUGACGCAGAACUCAGCCAAACAGAACGAACACUGCCUGAAGAACUUUGACCUGACGGAGUACCGACAGGUGCUGAGCGACCUCUCCAUCCAGAUCUACCAGCAGCUCAUCAAGGUGGCAGAAGGCAUCAUACAGCCCAUGAUCGUGUCGGCCAUGUUGGAGAGCGAGAGCAUCCCCAGCCUGGCGGGGGUCAAGCCGAUGGGCUACAGGAACCGGUCGUCCAGCAUGGACACGGACUCCGGCGGCCCCAGCAGCUACACUCUGGAGGCCCUGAUCAGACAGCUGGGGCAGUUCCACAGCAUCAUGCGGGAACACGGCCUGGACCCCGAGAUCGUGGGUCAGGUGGUCCGACAGCUCUUCCACUGCAUCAACGCCGUCACCCUCAACAACCUGCUGCUGCGCAAAGACGUGUGCUCCUGGAGCACCGGCAUGCAGCUCAGGUACAACACCAGUCAGAUGGAGGAGUGGCUGAGAGCAAACAACCUGUACCAGAGCAAAGCUGCAGCCACUCUGGAGCCCAUCAUCCAGGCCGCUCAGCUGCUGCAGGUCAAGAAGAAGACCACGCAGGACGCCGAGGCCAUCUGCUCGCUCUGCAGCGCCCUCUCCACCCAACAGAUUGUGAAGAUCCUGAAUCUCUACACGCCGCUGAACGAGUUUGAAGAAAGAGUCACAGUUUCCUUCAUCAGAAACAUCCAGAAUCGUCUCCAGGUGAGGAACGACCCUCCUCAGCUGCUGGUGGACACCAAGCAAACGUUCCCCGUCCUCUUCCCGUACACGCCCUCCGCUCUCAGCCUGGAGACGCUGCACAUCCCCGCCUCGCUCGGCCUCGACUUCCUCAUCAGGGUCUGACACGACGAACCGACGCUUUAACCAGCUGAACAGCAGACAAUCUGAAGGGUCACAUGAACCUGAGUGAACCACCUGUCCGUGUCCCGUGUCCUCGCUUCAUCCUUUAUGCAACCCGAACAUCACUGUGCCCACUGCUCUUCUUCUUCUGCUGUUUCUGCGAGAGCCGGUGUGUGUUACAGGAGGUCUGGACUGAGGCAGGAUGAAGAAGGUCAGUGAGAAGCCUGAGGACGGAGUCUCAAAUCUGUGUUUCAUGAUCCACCAACAAAAACGAGAUUUGCACUUCUGUGCAGGGACAUGUGGACGUCUCAGGUGCAUUUACUGUCCACAAACAGGUCCACAAACGUCUCUGCUCUAAUGGAGGACUGGGGGGGGGGGGGUGACUCUGUAGUUGCAGUACUGCGAGUGACCACUGGGACAAGCUGCCAUAAUCCCACAAUGCAAUGCGCUUUCAUUUUAUAGAUGUGACAUCUGUGUGACUCUGCAGCCGUUGGUGACGAAGCAACGGGAAAGUUUCCAGCUAACGUUUGUCUGGUUUUUGCUUCGCAUCGUUCAGGUUUGUUGGCGUUUGUGGACAGAAAACGCGUUUGUGAACGUGUUUCCACAAACUGCGAGCAUGAGACACUUUUCUCUCCAUGAAGAAGAUGUUUGUGUACGACGUUAUCAGCUGCAUGUUAAUCACUCCUGAACAGGUUUAAUGAACCAAAAGAAAAAAUCAGAGCGUUUCGUUUUGUCUCUUCUUAUUUUGCCUUCAGAGACCUGGUCUGUGUUCAGAGCAGCGCUGUGUACGAAGUCAUAUCAUGAAUCUGUUUGUUCUUUUUAAGUUUCUGUGUGAAAUCGGUCAAAUUUUUUUAUUCCUCCAUUUUUUUUUUUUCUUGUGUGAUUUGUACGAUUUUGUUUGUGACACCGAUCAAUAACCGAAUACUUAAUGUAAACGUCUGACGGGUGUACCGACCUGAUGUCAGAGAAAAGACUUGCUGCCAUGCAUUACUACAUUAUUAUACACAGUUUAUAUAUCUAUAUUUGUCUUUAAACACAGUGGGUUGAACGGAUGCCUGAUGAUUGGGGGAUGAUGGAAGCUUUAAUUCUUAGCUGAAUAAUCUUUUGCACUUGUAGGAACACUAAUUAUUAAAACACUGUCUAUAGAGUCCAAACUGUGUCCCGCUCAAAGGAAAACACAUUUUUAUGAAGUAUAACUGUAAUACAAGAAGAAGUACUCUGUGCAAAAUGUUUUAUCUUCUGUGUGCUGGACGUUUGAUUCACUCAUGAUACAAAUUACUACACUGAAAUCUAUAUUUUCAUACUUCUGCGUUUAAAUGUACUUUAAUUAGUUCUUGCAGUGAAACUGUUCAGCUGGAAACGCUGAUGUAAAUGUUUUGAAGCAUGAAGCACAAAGUAACUUCCUGUAACAUCGUCACGUCUUCUUCAUCAGAAUAAAAUACUUUGUUUUUCCAGCAAAA
Messenger RNA from Micropterus dolomieu (smallmouth bass), 6954 nucleotides. RefSeq names its product myosin VB (gene myo5b). Gene Ontology annotation, molecular function: microfilament motor activity; ATP binding; actin filament binding. Gene Ontology annotation, cellular component: cytoplasm; vesicle; myosin complex. Lineage: Eukaryota; Metazoa; Chordata; Actinopteri; Centrarchiformes; Centrarchidae. The record is from RefSeq and is a predicted model, not a curated record. The transcript has 39 exons. Gene Ontology annotation, biological process: actin filament organization; vesicle transport along actin filament. The coding region runs from base 35 to 5497 and encodes 1820 amino acids.